Zea mays is the source of this 2887-nucleotide messenger RNA. Its product is annotated as proline responding1. NCBI's taxonomy places the organism in Eukaryota, Viridiplantae, Streptophyta, Magnoliopsida, Poales, Poaceae. Gene Ontology annotation, cellular component: cytoplasm. Bases 400 to 2553 code for a protein of 717 amino acids. Gene Ontology annotation, molecular function: ATP binding; glutamate 5-kinase activity; glutamate-5-semialdehyde dehydrogenase (NADP+) activity. The record is from RefSeq and is a predicted model, not a curated record. The transcript has 20 exons.
AUUCACCCCUAAAAUAGUUUGCCUCCUCGUACACCUAAUACGCGCGCCCAAGAUUCAUCGCAGAUCCGAUGGAUCCGGUUGCUCCCCCGAGGCCCCGAUUAUCGUCAUCCGUUGAUUUCUCACCCGAGGUCCCGAACAGAUAAACUCAACUCGACUGCCGCCGCCGCAGGCACACGGGAUCCUGACUGAGGUAGGUUGUUGCCAUUUUUGUUCCCUCACCCAGUCCGUCUCACCACUUCAAAAACCCUCUCCUCUCUCAUCCGCCUUCCUGGCGAUUGCGGCGACGAGGUGACGAUAGAGCUGCCCCCGCAAGGAAAACGGACAAGAGAGGCGGAGGCUGAUAGGGAGAGGAGACGGAGGACCAAGAGCGGCGUCGAUCUAAAAGCGUUGGCGGCGGCCAUGGCCACCGCGGACCGGACCCGGACUUUCAUGAAGGACGUCAAACGCGUCAUCAUCAAGGUGGGCACUGCAGUCGUCACGAGGGGUGAUGAUGGGCGACUGGCUGUGGGCCGGUUGGGGUGUCUUUGUGAGCAGGUAAAAGAGCUGAAUGUCUUAGGAUACGAGGUGAUCCUUGUGACCUCAGGUGCUGUUGGUGUGGGGAAGCAGAGGCUCAAGUACAGGAAGCUUGUCAAUAGCAGCUUUGCUGAUCUGCAAAAGCCACAGAUGGAGCUGGAUGGAAAGGCUUGCGCUGCUGUUGGUCAGAGUGGCCUCAUGGCUCUUUAUGAUAUGCUAUUUACCCAACUUGAUGUGUCCUCCUCGCAACUUCUUGUGACAGAUAGUGAUUUUGAGAAUCCAAACUUUCGGGAGAGGCUCUGUGAAACUGUUGAGUCACUAUUAGACCUUAAAGUUGUACCAAUAUUUAAUGAAAAUGAUGCCAUCAGCACUAGAAAGGCUCCAUAUGAGGAUUCAUCUGGUAUAUUCUGGGAUAAUGACAGUUUAGCUGGUCUUUUGGCUAUUGAACUUAAAGCAGAUCUCCUUGUUCUACUAAGUGAUGUAGAUGGUCUAUACAGCGGUCCACCAAGCGAACCGGGAUCAAAGAUCAUUCAUACCUACAUUAAAGAUAAACAUUACAGUGGAAUAACUUUUGGGGAUAAGUCACGUGUAGGUAGAGGAGGAAUGACAGCUAAAGUGAAGGCUGCUUUUGUGGCUUCGAACAGUGGCACACCUGUUGUUAUUACAAGUGGAUUUGCAUCUCAGAGCAUUGUUAGAGUUCUCCAAGGAGAGAAGAUUGGUACUCUCUUCCAUAAGGAUGCAAGUCUGUGGGAGCCAUCCAAGGAUGUUAGUGCUCGUGAGAUGGCUGUUGCUGCAAGAGAAUGUUCAAGGCGUCUGCAGAAUUUAUCAUCGGAUGAACGCAAGAAAAUAUUGUUAGACAUUGCAGAUGCUUUGGAACAAAAUGAGGAUCUAAUUAGAACUGAAAAUGAAGCUGAUGUAUCUGCAGCACAAGAUGCUGGAUAUCAGAAAUCUUUGGUUGAUAGAUUGACAUUGAAGCCAGAAAAGAUAGCAAGCCUUGCGAAAUCCAUACGCACUCUUGCAAAUAUGGAAGACCCAAUCAACCAGAUACUCAAAAGAACAGAGGUUGCUGAAGACUUAGUGCUCGAAAAAACAUCUUGCCCUCUGGGUGUGCUGUUGAUUGUUUUUGAGUCCAGGCCUGAUGCCUUAGUCCAGAUUGCGUCUUUAGCAGUUCGAAGUGGCAAUGGUCUUCUCCUGAAAGGUGGAAAAGAAGCCAUGAGAUCGAACACAGUAUUACAUAAGGUUAUAACUGGCGCAAUUCCUGACAACGUGGGUCAAAAACUUAUUGGCCUUGUUACAAGUAGAGAUGAAAUCGCUGAUUUACUAAAGCUUGAUGAUGUCAUUGAUCUUGUCAUUCCAAGAGGCAGCAAUAAGCUGGUUUCGCAAAUCAAAGCAUCAACUAAGAUACCUGUCCUCGGUCAUGCGGAUGGUAUUUGUCAUGUAUACAUUGACAAAUCAGCUGACAUGAAUAUGGCAAAACGAAUAGUGAUGGAUGCCAAAACUGAUUACCCAGCAGCCUGCAAUGCUAUGGAGACAUUGCUUGUUCAUAAAGACCUUAUAAAGGCUCCAGGUCUUGAUGAUAUACUCCUAUCACUCAAAACAGAAGGAGUUGCUAUUUAUGGAGGGCCUGUUGCACAUGAAGUACUGUGUAUUCCGAAAGCAGAUUCAUUCCAUCAUGAAUAUAGCUCUAUGGCCUGCACAAUUGAGUUCGUUGAUGAUGUACAGUCAGCAAUUAACCAUAUACAUCGUUAUGGAAGUGCACAUACAGAUUGCAUUAUCACCACAGAUGAUAAAGUAGCAGAAACUUUUCUGCGUCAAGUUGAUAGUGCUGCUGUAUUUCAUAAUGCGAGUACACGAUUCUCUGAUGGGGCUCGUUUUGGAUUGGGUGCCGAGGUUGGCAUAAGCACAGGGCGUAUACAUGCUCGCGGGCCUGUGGGUGUUGAAGGUCUCUUAACAACACGCUGGAUCAUGCGAGGAAGUGGGCAAGUGGUGAAUGGUGACAAGAAUGUUGCAUACACCCAUAAGAACCUUCCCUUACAAUGAGGCAAGCUGUUUUUGUGCUUGAUCAGGAUUCGUGUCUAUCCAGUGAUGUUUGAUAGUUUCAUCAGGCAGGAGCAUAGAAUGGUGAAUCUUUUCGAUUGAGGACUGUGAAUCCAUGGAUGUUCAGUCAUUGUUUGUGUAGACAUUGUGGUGAGCUUGGAGGCCACCCCACCUCCCCAAUAAAGCAGUGCUGGGAGUAAUAGAGCACUGAUGUACUGAGGGUGCCUAGGUUAAACAAGAGGAACCGGUUAUAUUUGUUUUGCGGUCGAACACAAACAAUUUUUGUUGGUGACUUGUUUCUUAUGAUUCUACAUAUUUCAAGGUUUAUGUGCUGUCC